Hyaloperonospora brassicae is the source of this 2733-nucleotide messenger RNA. The record is from the annotation of a GenBank genome assembly. Lineage: Eukaryota; Oomycota; Peronosporomycetes; Peronosporales; Peronosporaceae.
AUGAACCACGACGCUGGCAACGCCGGGGACGCCGCUCUUCAAUCGAAGCGGGCGGCGCAAGAGAGCGGAGAGGACCGAGCAGCAAAGCACCUACGCUCCGAUGCCUGGGCGAAGAACAUCAUGCACGGCCACGUGGUGGACGACGCUGCAACACGCGCCAUGUUCGAUAGUCCACAGCAACACCAGCCAAACAGCUUCCAGUCCAUGAUGUCGUCGCUUCCGCUCUCAUUGCAGCACCCCGUGAUGGCCACAGCACCAAAUAUUGAGGACACACAGAUUCAGGAUACUCAGCGGCAGAUCCAGCAGCGACAGCAGCAGCAACAGUACGCUGCAGCGAUGGCAGAUCGAUCUAGUGGUCUGCAACAUCAAGUGGCUGUAGAUUCGUCCAUGAUGACGGGCCAGCAAACAUCUGCAUGCCAGUUGACGACUACUCCAAUGACAUCGGUAGAACAGCCACAGGUCCACGUGCGUUCGGAUACAAACAUGCGCGUAGCUCCAGCACUUGGACACCAAGGAGUGGGAUUCCACGCGAACCCGUCGAGUGGAGGUUCUACUCAGCAGCAGCAACAGACGUUGGCAGCAGCAGCUGUCCCUGUUGCCGAUCAAGUGUCUGCAAGAAUUGGAGUGCCUGCAACUCCCAGUGAAGCAGAAGCACUGUGUCUUAUGUGCGGCAAGACAGGUGGCGUCUUUACUUGCAACGGUGGCUGCGGGCUUCGAGUGCACCCAACGUGCAUUGGCGAGGAUGCAAUUUUUCCGUUCAUUGUCGGCCAGCUCUGCGGAAGCUGCUUUAUUGUCCAACAGAAUCGUGCAUCUCCGGAAGAUCUAACGAAGGGAGGACCAAACGCACUGUCGGUUCGAAGGGCGAUCUUGUGCUUGAACUUGGAGACCAAUAGUAGUGCGAACUUCGAUAAAUUUGGUCAUUUAGCCUCAUUGCGACUAGGAGAAAUUGGUUUGAUUGCAGGCUAUCCAAUCAAGCCGUUCGCUGACAAGUUUGUCGAGCCUUAUUUGCAACGCUGGAUACGAGAAAAGCUCACGUCUACUGACAGAUGGAUGCUGAAUGUGCGCGACGUGUUUACCGUGAUGAUUGGACUCUACAGCCUGAAACAAGCUUGUCUUGCUCAUGGCUUCCACGACAGAGUAAUCGAGCUGAUGAAAGCACGCAACUUUACGGUAAUGGAUUACUUCGGUUGGCAUCCAGCCAUUGAAGGUCCCAAUGCUCGGUGUUCGAGCUUGUGCGCUGUCUGCGGAGUGCGCAAUGCGCCAAAUGUUGACUUGUGUUCGCGCUGCCACCACAAACUUGUUUUUCCGACAACGUUUACCAAAUACAUAAGCACCCUCCUUGCUGCUUUUUACGCAGAACAAGUGGGGAUUCAUCUUGGAGCAUCGACACUGGACGUCUUUGCGCAUACCAACAUGGUGCGAGGACUGUACAAGGGACUUCUUCCAUUUGAUGCUGACGGUGUCGUGUGGGAUCUGUUUACAGACCAGUUGCGGAUGAUUUUUGGCUUUCUGGACAUCAUGAGCAAUUUCAGCACAUUGCAGCUGAACCCAGAUCUGUUUGUGCCAGAGAUUAGCAUCAUCUUCAAUGCUGCUUACGUGAAUCAAGCCAUGAUAGCCAACGAGUUUGAGGUGGUGGGAAAGUUCCUUCAGUGCAUGAAAUUGUUUGGCUUUGCCAAAAGCCUGGAGAACAAAAACAUGAUCGAGUCUUGUGAGCGCUAUUUGCUGUUCAAACACCUUCCUGACGGAAGCUGGUGCAAGAUGAAUGGUUCGACGGUAGACCGUUACAAGGCUACCGUCACAUGCUCAAAGGCUCUCCUCGCACCGGCUUUUCGCGGGUACGGCCCGAUCUCGCACGAUUUCCAGCAACUUCUGGAAAAGUGGGCUCGAAAGUCGUCACCCACACUUCCCUCUACUGCUACAGCUGGGAGAAACCAGCCAGAGAGUACUGCAAGGAUAAAGCUGCUUGCAUCUGGAGCGACCGUGAAGGCGAAUAGUCAUGUGCGACUCAAGCGUCUUGAGGCAAUGUACAAGCGGCAAAUCGCUCCAAAGGGAUGCCAAGCCUCGUUGGAGUCUCUCAUGACGGAGAGAAUGAAGCAACUUUUGAAGGCUAGGAAGAAUCUCGAAGCGCAGUCAAAACCAGGAGCUAGCACAAAAGAUAACAACUCCGGCAACGAGAAAACCAAUCGGGUCAAGAAAGAGGAAGACGCCAGUGAGGAGGGAGAGUCCCGUCAUGCUGGAAGUGAGGCACUGUUGAGCAAAGGCGAUCAGCCGGUUGCUGCUGCUGCUGAUGGCAACACGGAUUCGGAGGACGUCAAGUCUGAUCGUCCGUCAAACGAUUACGAUCUGAGUGGCACUGUAGUCUCCGCGGUGAAGAACCAGGAUGAAGAGGAUAUGCUAACGAGCAUGAGUUUGCACGAAGAUCUGGAAAUUUUCGACGGUUUGCAAUUUGAAGACGGCGGUGGGAUCAUUGACAUGAGCUUCCAUCCCUUAGGGCCUCAUGGAGCAACCGACACCAAUAGAGGAGGACAAGCAUUGGAAGAAACUGACGGCACAGACGCUCCUGGACAGGAGGAGGAUGACGAGGAUGAAACGUUGGAUGACAAUGUGUAUGACGACGACGAAGACGAAGACGGCACUGCCCACGUGUUGGAUAAGGACGGCUCCAGUCACCAAUCAAGCAUUGAGGUGGUAGAUAAAAGCGAUACCGCCGCGGAUUUCCCUUCUGAAAUGUGA